AUGAAGCUAGACCCAACCAGGAAGAGAAGAAGGAGGAAGACGGACGCGCCAGGGGCGGACCGGGGGAGGACAAAACCAGCAGCUCAACUGCCGGCGGCGACCUUUCCCGUAGCUCAACCCCAGCACCGGUCUACACCAGCGAGGCCAGAUGAUCCAGCCCAGCCGGAUCUACCUGACGACUUGCCAGAGGCGGACCCCGACCUGAACCAGGCCGUGAUGGAAUCGCCCCCCACAACUCCUCAGACUUCAGCUCCCGGGACUCCAGCGUUGCCACCUACACCUAGGAAGAAAGCCGCCGUAGAGUCCCAGGCCCGUCUUAUGGUCGUUGAGAAACGGAAGGCGAUUGUGUCUCCAGGCGACCAACCAGCCAAGCCAAGUCCGCCGACACAACCGCCCCCACCUACUCCAUCUCCAGCAGAAGACCAGCCCUCUGGACAACCUUGGUCACUGCAGGCCGGCAAGUUACCAACACGCUACGCGAGGCUGGUGAAGACCAACAUUGGGGAUGUCCGCCGGCUCCUCUGUGAACCGAGCCUGGAGUCAUACGAACCUCUGCCACGAACCGAAGGAGAGUUCUCGGUGCGCAGGAUCACGAUGAACGAUGGGCGAGGGAUCUGCCUCACCGUCCGCCGGAAGGGACUCUUCCACCAAGGGAUGCUUCUCGAUGAAAUGGACAACCCGACCAUCCACCGCGUCAUUAAGACCGUUGCCGUCCAAUCACCGAGAACAUCGCCAAGUCCACAAACCGGUACGCCCUCCACCAUCUGGAUUCGUCCCUGUUCAUCGCCUCUCCUUGACGACAUCUCCGCUAACAACCUUUCCUAG
Molecule: messenger RNA, 825 nt
Organism: Gigantopelta aegis
Lineage: Eukaryota; Metazoa; Mollusca; Gastropoda; Neomphalida; Peltospiridae
Product: WAS/WASL-interacting protein family member 2-like
Exons: 2
Coding region: 1-825 (274 amino acids)
Source: RefSeq, a predicted model, not a curated record